Molecule: messenger RNA, 6345 nt
Organism: Penicillium samsonianum
Lineage: Eukaryota; Fungi; Ascomycota; Eurotiomycetes; Eurotiales; Aspergillaceae
Gene: acyA
Product: adenylate cyclase acyA
Exons: 3
Coding region: 1-6345 (2114 amino acids)
Biological process (GO): cyclic nucleotide biosynthetic process; intracellular signal transduction
Molecular function (GO): protein binding
Source: RefSeq, a predicted model, not a curated record
AUGCCGGCGCGGGACCGCAACCUAACCGAUAACCGCCAGGGUUCGGAGAGCUCUGGAAAUAGCUGGAAGUCGCAGGAUACCGUGCGAAACUCUGAGAGUCAGUCUCGAGAUCAAGACGAAGCCUUUACGGGAGCUCACAAUGCCGACCCGUUUCCCAGUUCCUUAAAAAUGGACUCCAAGCCGGACUCCUCAAAACCCCCCCGGAUUGAUUGGGGAAAUUCCAUGUGGUCAUGGAACUCCCCCGACAUUUCUCCCACCGAACAACGCAAAGCUUCUGGCUUUAGCAAUCACCACGAGGCUUUGAUGGUCCCGAGCAAUCGAGAGAGCCCCUCCCAAUCAUCCGUCUCGAGUCCCCGACCUCCACCCCUUCGCCCAUCUUACGCCGACUCCGAUGAGAUCGAGUCGAUUGCCCCGUGGUCCACCAUCCCCAGCAGUGGUCAGCCAGAUGCUAGUGGUACUUUUUAUCACGAUUACUCUGAACAUGAAGCCUCGCCUGCGUCAUUCACAUUUCGUCCCACGACCGGACGAACAAUCGCAAGCGAACCCGCUGAGUAUGAAUACCAUGGGGAACAUCGCCGGCCAUCUGCUGCAAGCGCAACUACAGUCAGUAGCCAGGGAUCUAGAUCUAGUAUUAGCCAAAAGUUCCGAAAGAAGCAUUUGAAAGGUCUACUUGGAGAUGACUAUCAUUCGCCUGGGGAGCUUCAAACCGAUGACGAUGGCUCCCAGAACCCGCCGAGCAGGCGUGGGGGACCAGUCGACCAGUUGAAGGCGCGAGAGAGAGCGAACUCAGAUGGCUCACGCAAUACACCCGAGGGCUCCAACUCCUCGCAACGUCCACAGAGGCCACGGGCAAAUAACCCUUUGCCAUCCAGUGACAUCACUCCAUGGGAUUAUCAGAGCUUUAAUGACAUUCCGCAGUAUGGGGAGGCACCAGUGCGCCAUGUACCAAUCGGCCCCGAUGGACAGCGUCUUCCAUCCUCGGAAAAUGUUGCCUCAGGGCAGAAGGAGCCAAGCCGACGGGGACCUGGCAGACAUCGUUCCUCACGAAGCAAAGAAGAAAACCCGACUCUUGCUGGCGAUCUGGCAUGGUCCCAAACCCGACCUGCUACUGGCAGGGACGACAUUGGAUUGCGGCCGUUUAAUGAGAACUACCUGCAUUCAGCGAAUGACAUGAGCGACUCCACUGUAUUUGGGGGCCGGUCGACAAGUCCAACGCCCAGUGUGCGUAGCGCAUAUCGAGACCCUGAUCAGAACCCACAGCAUCCUAGACUCGGCGGAUUCAUCAAAAAGAUCCUCGGGAAGUCUCAUGACAAAUCGAGGAAUUCUUCCCCUCCGCGACGCGAUAGGCAAGGAAGCCUCGAAGGGAGUACUUCCUCUCGCUACCCGGAGUCAGUAGAUUCGGACCGAAAGAAAGAUUCUGGGAAGGGCCUGAUGGUGGGAAGAAAGCUUGGUAAUCGUCGUGUGUUCACCCAUCAAGGUGGUGACCUUUAUAACCCUAACAAGGACGACAAAAAUCAAGAGGAGAACAAGCAUGUCUUCCACCUUGAUGUCGAUAUGAAAGACCUGAACGGGAUUGUCCGUCCACCUUCGCCUGGGCAAAUGAAGCGUGGACUGGAUGGGACAAUCACACCCGGCGACGAUUCCAAACUCGAAAAGCCGUGGAAUGCGCCUGAAAGUUGGCAGGUCAGGGGGCCCGUUGACCCUACCUUAGAAGAUCCUACCUUGGAAGAACCCACCGCUGUCGGCCCUCGUGAUCGUGAAGCUUCGUACUUUAUUCGGAUCUUCCGAAUCGAUUCUACUUUUGCCACGCUAUCGGCUGGUCUGAAUGCUACCGUGUCCGAGAUCCUGCUGAUGCUUGGUCGGAAGUCUUUCUUGCAAGAUCAUCUCAACAAUUAUGAAAUUGUUCUACGAAAAAAUGAUAUUUCGCGGCAACUUGACCACAAUGAGCGACCUAUUCAAAUGCAAAAGCGGCUGCUGCAACAAGUUGGCUAUACGGAAAAGGACCGCAUCGGAGAUAUUGGCCGCGAGGAUCACAGUUAUCUCUGUCGCUUCAUAUUCUUGCCGACAAAGCUCAGUGGUUACAGCAGUCUCGAGAGUGAACCGGGUUUCAACAAAGUGCAAAAGUUCAGCCAUGUGGAUCUCCAAGGCCGCAGUCUUGUCACUAUUCCAAUUACGCUUUAUGCAAAAUCCUCCGAGAUCAUCUCACUGAACUUGUCGAGGAACUUGUCAUUAGACGUUCCCAAAGACUUUAUUCAAAGCUGCAUUAAUCUGCGAGAGAUCAAGUUCAUCGGGAAUGAGGCCGCGUUCCUCCCACAAAGCUUUGGUUUGGCCAGCCGAUUGACAUAUCUGGAUGUGUCAAACAACUGCCUUGAGGACUUGGAUCAUGCGGGUCUCGAUCGACUGACUGGUCUUGUUAGCAUCAAGAUGGCGAACAAUCAGUUAACAAAGCUGCCCAGCUCUUUCGGCAAUUUCCAAAACCUGCGAAACCUGAACAUGUCGUCAAAUAGUUUCAAGGUCUUCCCAGAUUUCCUUUGCAACCUCAAGAGUCUAGUUGAUCUCGACAUCAGCUUCAAUGGCAUAGAAGAACUUCCCAAUAUUGGCCGCUUGGCCACUCUCGAACGCCUUUGGAUGACAAACAACAACUUGAGCGGGCCUCUCGAUGAUUCCUUCGGGGAAUUAGUGAACCUCAAGGAGUUUGAUGGACGCUUCAAUGCCAUCACCAAUAUCGAUGCUCUCUCUAGUCUUCCACGGCUGGAACAGAUAUUCUUUGGUCACAAUCUUCUAUCGCGUUUCAAAGGCUCCUUCCCGAGGUUGCGGAGUUUACAUCUGGACCACUGCCCUAUGACGCAAUUUGAUGUUGACGCUCCUAUGCCAACAUUGACCUCUCUAAACCUUGCCUCCGGCAAGCUCUCCCAAUUCAGGGAUACCAUUUUCGAGAAUUGCCCGAAUAUAACGAAGCUUGUCCUUGACAAGAAUCAUAUUUCCUCGGUUUCGCCUCAGAUUGGCAAGUUGCGUCGACUGGAACACUUCAGCAUGAUCAAAAACCCCCUAUCAUCUUUGCCUCCAACUCUGGGUUGCCUUGGGGAGCUCAAGCAUCUUAAUCUGAGGGAGUGCAAUCUGAAUUCCCUACCAGCCGAAAUUUGGCAUUGUGCUAAGCUGGAAAUACUUAACAUCUCCUCAAACAUUCUGUCGAGCUUUCCAAAAUGUGGUGCUCCGUACCCUCAAAUUCCCGGUGAACCUACAAACACACCUGGGACUACACCAGGCAUUUCUGAAAACUCCAGCUAUGAAGAUAUAGGCCCACUGGAUGAACUAAGUCUACGUCGACCUAGUCAAACGUCGAAUGGUGUUAUAUCACCGAACGGGUACCGGAAUCCUUCAAAUGCUCAAUCUGGUAGGAAGGUGUCGGCGGCGUCGCCAUCAUAUACCGACCCGAACUCGGUGACUCGGAAGGACUCAAACUUCUCUCAGCAGAUGGCAAUGACGUUUGCGGCAUCCCUUCGAACACUUUCACUUGCGGACAACAGGCUUGAAGACGAUGUUUUCCGGGAACUAUCGUUGCUCCCGGAGCUGCGUAUUGUCAAUCUUUCCUACAAUGAUCUGACUGAACUACCACAAGGAAUCCUCAAAAGGUGGCCAUUGAUUUCCGAGCUGUACCUGUCCGGUAAUGAGUUGACCUCCCUCCCAUCCGAUGACCUGGAAGAGGGAAGCAACCUCAAAGUUCUUCACAUCAACGCCAACCGGUUCCAGGUCUUGCCUGCAGAGCUUUGCAAGGUCAGCAAGCUUUCUAUUUUGGAUGUGGGGAGCAACGGGCUCAAGUACAACGUGUCAAACUGGCCUUAUGAUUGGAACUGGAACUGGAACCGUAAUCUCAAGUAUCUGAAUUUCUCGGGCAACAAGCGUUUGGAAAUCAAGCCAAAUAUCGCGUCGCUGGGCCCUCCGGCCGCCAAUGGCGCUGACCUGACUGACUUCAACUCCCUGACCCAUCUCCGUGUUUUGGGACUGAUGGAUGUCACACUCACCAUUCCCACCAUCCCAGAGGAGACUGAAGAUCGCCGUGUGAGAACAUCUGCCUCCUUGGCUGGUACUCUCGCCUACGGUAUGGCCGACUCUCUUGGUAAAACCGAGCAUCUAUCUAUCAUUGAUAUGAUUGUUCCGCGGUUGAAGCAGGAUAAUGUGGAAACACUUGUGGGAAUGUUUGACGGACAGAUACUUUCCAGUGGUGGUUCUCGCGUUGCAAAGUACUUGCACGAGAAUUUCACUUCUACUUUCUCGUUUGAGCUUAAGAAGCUUCAGCGAGAUCAGGGUGAAACACCAUUGGACGCACUCCGACGGUCGUUCUUGGCAUUGAAUAAGAAUAUGGCAGGCUCUGCCUACAGGUCCAUUGAUGACCGUGAGAUCCGGCAGUACCAUCGAGGAUCGACUGCGGCCAAGUUGCUCAAUCAGGACGACAUUCAGUCAGGGGGCAUUGCUACUGUCCUGUAUCUGAACAACAUGGACUUGUACGCCGCCAAUGUCGGUGAUGCUCAGGCUAUUUUGAUCCGAUCAGAUGGUUCAAUGCUUUCUUUGACGCAAAAUCAUGAUCCCGCGGAACCUAACGAGCGCGCACGGAUUCGUGCAGCAGGAGGUUUCGUGUCUCGCACCGGGAAGCUGAAUGAUGUCCUCACCGUGUCGAGGUGCUUUGGACACUUCCCUAUGAUGCCUGCUGUCAUUGCGGCCCCUUCCACACUGCAUACCACCUUGACGGAACAAGAUGAGAUGAUCGUGUUGGCAUCAAAGGAACUCUGGGACUAUGUUACUCCCGAAGUGGUGGUUGACAUUACUAGGAGAGAACAACCAGACUUGAUGUUUGCAGCUCAAAAGUUACGUGAUUUGGCCAUCUCCUUCGGCGCCACCAAUAAGCUGAUGGUGAUGAUUCUCGGCGUUGGGGAGAUUCAAAGGAGACGCCCAAAGCCUCGUCCUUCUCUCAACACUCCCUCGUCCACGUUUGCUGAAGAGCAGAUCAUCCCAACUGCCAAGCGUCCCAAGAAGCGCGAUGGUCCUGGAGAUUCGCGACUCGCGCGCUUUGAACACGUGAAUGCUCCCGAGGGUGAAUUGACUAUCAUGUUCACUGAUAUCAAGAAAUCCACGGGUCUGUGGGAGAUUUGUCCGGAUGCGAUGCGAUCUGCUAUUCAAAUCCACAAUGACAUCCUGCGCCGGCAACUGGCAAUCUUCGGUGGCUACGAAGUCAAGACAGAAGGUGAUGCUUUCAUGGUGGCUUUCUCAACCACGACGGCUGCCUUGCUGUGGUGUUUCAACUGUCAAAACCAGCUCCUUGAAGCUGAGUGGCCUACAGAGAUUCUCGAUCAGCCCCAGUGCCGAGUUGUGGUUGACAUGGACAACAAUGUUAUCUUCCGUGGCCUGUCUGUCCGCAUGGGUGGCCAUUGGGGCGAGCCUGUCUGCGCAAAAGAUCCGGUCACCAGUCGAAUGGACUAUUUCGGUCCAAUGGUGAAUCGUGCGUCGCGAAUUUCUGCCGUCGCAGAUGGAGGACAGAUUUUCGUUUCGUCAGAUUUCAUGACCGACAUCCACCGCAGCCUCGAGAUUUUCGCGGAUGCUGAGCGUUCGGCCUCCACCAGCUCGACCGACAGCCAUCCCCGCGGCGAUAGCCUCGGCCACAACAUUCGUCGCGAGCUGCAGCAGCUGAAUAGUCAAGGUUUCGUUAUCAAAGAUCAAGGCGAAAGAAAGCUGAAGGGUCUGGAAAAUCCGGAACCCCUCUACCUUGUUUACCCCUCCUCGCUUUCUGGUCGUAUGAUCUCUACGGAGGAAUCACAGGAUCUUGACAGCUCCGCUGCAACCAUCAGCCCAGAUAACCAACUCGACAUCCAAACAAACGUCAUUUGGCGUCUCUGGGAAGUAACACUCCGUCUUGAACGACUCUGCGGUGCCAUGGAGCAUCCAAGUGAACCGAGCCUCAGAGAGCCGAACGUCGCUCUCUUCAACAUGGUCAAGAGGCAUGGUGGUGAGCUCAACGACUCAACCGUUCUCAGUUUGGUCGAUCAACAGGUCACCCGCAUCGAGGUAUGCAUCAACACACUCUCCCUACGCCACAUGAUGCGUCCCUUCAAACCGGGCGACACCCUCAGUGACCACGCCGUACCUAUCACCGAGGUACUACAGCAACUACAAACACAACUUGCCGAAUUCCAAGCUCUCAAGGAGCAGAUGGCCGUUGGUACUGCGGGCAACAUCGGCGGUCCACCAACUUAUGGCAAGGCGGCUCCUUCAGGCAGUAUCGACAGCGGUAUUACCUCCGCCUCGUCAUCUUUCCUCCACCUCCCCGGCGAUGCCAAUCGAUCGCUCUUUUGA